Molecule: messenger RNA, 4077 nt
Organism: Plasmodium adleri (nom. inval.)
Lineage: Eukaryota; Apicomplexa; Aconoidasida; Haemosporida; Plasmodiidae
Product: conserved Plasmodium protein, unknown function
Exons: 3
Coding region: 1-4077 (1358 amino acids)
Biological process (GO): Ras protein signal transduction; protein ubiquitination
Cellular component (GO): cytoplasm
Molecular function (GO): ubiquitin protein ligase activity; zinc ion binding
Source: RefSeq, a predicted model, not a curated record
AUGUUUAAAAAAGGUCUAAAAAAUAAAAAAAAAAUAAAAUGCAAAACAAAAAAACAAGCAAACGAUUCGUUUUGUGAUUCAGUAAUAUGUCCUGAGGAAGAUAUGGUUGACAUAUUAAGACAAAAAGAGAAUUCAAACAGUGAAAAUUUAAACAAAGAAAAUUUAAACAAAGAAAAUUCAAACAGUGAAAAUUUAAACAAAGAAAAUUUAAACAAAGAAAAUUUAAACGAAGAAAAUUUAAACGAAGAAAAUUGUUUUUUAGAAAAACGAACUGAUGAAAAUGAGAAUAAAGAAAUUAUAAAUUCAAAUAAAUAUAUAAAUAAUGAAUGCGAUAAAAAAUUAUUAUCUCCAAAUAAAAUAUGUGAGAAAGAAAUUAACGAAAUAAAUCAUAAACAUGUUCUAGAAAAUUUCCAAAAUAUAAAUGUUAUGAAUAUCAGUGAAAAUGUAGAUUCCAUUUAUGAAAAAAAUAAUAAUAAUAAUAAUAAUAUUAAUUAUAUAGAACCCAUUAAAAAUGAAAAAAAAGAAUACCAAAUUUGUAAUUCAAAUUCUAGUCUUUUAAAAGCUGCUUCGGAUAGUAGUAAUAUAGACGAACAAACACACAAAAAUAAUGAUAAUUAUAAAAAGGAGCUAUCUACAAUACUUAAUGAUGAAGAAAUCAUAGCUUAUUUAAAAUUAAAUAAUAAAAACGAUAUAGAUGAAAAAACAAAUUAUCUAUUCCCGUCAAUAGAUAUAGAUCAUAAAUCUUAUUCAUAUCUUGAAGAGGGACAAGAUGAUUAUCUCAUUGAAAUGGAUAGAAAAAUUGACAAAGAAAUUGAAAAUUUUCAAAACACAUUUAAUCAUUUUUAUAAUUUAGAUAAUACAAAUAAUAAAUUUGAUUAUAAAAAUAAUAAUAUUAAUAAUAAUAAUAAUAAUAUUAAUAAUAAUAAUGAUAAUAAUAAUAGUAAUAAUAAUAAUAGUAAUAAUAAUAGUAAUAAUGAUGAUAAUAAUUUGGAUGAGAAAAAUAAUUAUAUAAACGAACAAAAUAAAGAAGAAAUAACAAAAAACCUAAAUAAUAAGAAUAUAUUAAAUACUUAUGAAAAUAAUGUCGAAAAUAAUAUGCUUUUUAAAAAAAUAAAUGAUACAUAUGUUGUACCAAAAGGACAAAAUAAAAAUCAUAAUUUUACAUAUAAAUUAAAAAAAAAAAUAUAUGGAAAAAUACAAAUACAAAAAAAAUGUUCACAUUCCACAACAAAAACAAGACAUUAUACUUUAUUAAAUAAUCUAUUUAAUAUAAAAAAUAAAAACAUUUUACACUAUAAAAAAUUACAGAAACCCUUAAAAAAAAAAAAAAAGAAAUAUUAUAUAUUCCCCUAUAAUUGGGGGAAUACACAAAUUCAACUGAUAACAGGAUAUAUUAGAUGUUUCAAAAAAUAUUCUUUAUAUAAAGAAUUUAAAAAACAUAUAAUGUUGAAAAAUCAAAAUAGAAAUAAUGAACAAAAGAAAAAAUUAAAUCAUAUAUAUAAUAUGCAAAAUGAAUUCGAAAUUUCCUCAUUGCUUUGUGUGAAUGUUUCUAAUUGUAUAUCUCCCUCUGAAUUUUUGGAACUCUUUUAUCCUUAUGAUAAGUUUAUAUUCUUUUUAAAAGUAUUAAAUAAAAAAUGUAAUGAAGAAUAUAUGAUUUAUUUUUUAACAUUUCAUAUAUAUGUAAAACAAAUAAUGAAAAAAUCUCGCACACUUACUUUUUUUAAUAUGAAAAAAAAAAAAAGUGUAAAAUUAUAUCUUGUGAAAGAUAUUACAAUGAAUAGAAUAUCUUGUAUAAAUAAAAAAAAAAAAAAAAAAAAUAUUAUAAUUAAUACGGACCCAUUUUCUCACCACAAUGAAAAAAAAAUAUAUAAUAGAAUAGAAGAUUCAUCAUUAGCAUAUUAUCAUAUGAAUACCAAAUUAUAUGAAAUGCGAAAGAAAGUAUUUAUUAAUCCAUUAUAUAUUAUUUCUCAAAAUAAAUUUCAACUUUCAUGUGCAGUUUGUUUAGAACCUUUAUAUUCAGAAAAUUUGAGUAAAAUUAUAUCCUACAUAUUUCAUAAUCAUUUUGAAAAAACUAAAAAGUUAACCGGAAUCACAAAAAAAAAAGAUGGAGAUAAUAUCAUAACAAUAGAGAAGGAUAAAAAUAUUCCUUCAACAUUAAAAGUUAAAUAUAUGUAUGAAAAAAUGGAUACAACAAAUUUUAAAAAUAAAGAAAAUCUUAAUGAUUCAUUAACAUUUGAAAAAAAAUAUGACGAUAAUAAGGAAUUAUUUAAAAACGUAACAACUGAUGACAUAUUAAAUAAAGAAAAUACAUGUAAAGAAGAAUUGGACUACAAUAAAGAAUUUAAAAAUUUUAAUAAAAAAAAAUAUGAUUACUAUUUACAUGUUAUACGCUAUAUUAGUUCAAUACAAAAUAAAUAUGAUAACGAAAUUAAAAAUAAGUGGAAGAAAAAUCAAAAUAAUGUAGACACCAUAUAUGAAAAUAAUAAGGUGUAUAAUAAUGUAUGUAUUAAUAUACUUUGUGGUCAUAUAUUUCAUUCAAACUGUUUAAAAAAAUGUUGUUUUACCUCUUGUCCUAUAUGUAGAUAUAAACAAUAUAAUUAUCAAAUAGCUAAUUGUGACAUUUGUGAAAAAAAUAAAAAUGUAAAAAUAUGCUUAUUCUGUUGUUUCAUUGGCUGUUCUAUAAAUUAUGAACAAAAAAGUAAAAUAAAAGAAAAAAAAUUAAAAGAAAAACAUAAAUUUAUUAAAAAGAAAUUAUAUAUUGUUAAAAGAAUUUUAUAUAUUUUUAUAAAAAUUGUAUAUCCUUUUUUACAAAAAAGUCAUCAAAUAUAUCUACAUGGAAAAUGUAAUAUGAUUCAACAGGUGGAAAAAAAAAAAUAUAUGUAUAUAAAAAAUAUGGACAUAGAAAUGAAUGAUAUUGAAUAUAAUACCCAUAAAACAAAUAUCAAAAAAGUGGAGCAGUUUCCGGAAAAUCAAUCUAUAAAAGAAGAAGACAAAAAUAUAAAUAAAAAUGUGAAUAAAAAUAUAUACGAGCAAAUGGGUCCAAGAAAAAACAAGCAUAGAUACAGUAUGAAUAAUUUCAACAAAUUUAUUUAUAUAAGAAAUAUAAAAGACAAAAUAGAACAAAAUUGUGUUGUAUAUAAUUUUAAGAGUAACAAAAUAGGAAUACUAAAUAAAGUGCACUUUAAUAUAUCUAGUUAUAAAAAAAAAAAAAAAAAAAUUAAAAAAAUAAACAGCUGUAAUAUAUACAGUGUGGUAUUAAAUAAUUCUACUGAAUGUAAAUUAUCAAAUGAAAAAAAAAAGAAAAUGAACAAGAAGAAGAACAAGAAAAAUAUAAAAUGUAAUAGAAAAAAUAAUAUAGAUCAUGCAAUAGAACACUUUUAUAAUACCAGUCAUAAUUAUUUUUAUGAUAUUUCUAAAAAUUCAAUAUAUGACUAUAGUAGUCAGUUAUAUACGAAAACAAUUAUAAAUUUCAAAAAGGAAGAUAAAGAAAAUUUGGAUGAUAUGUACUCUGUAAAUGUAACAAAUCAUAAUGAUGAAAAAGAAAUCAUAGAUAAAAAAAAUAUCAUAAUGUAUAUAUAUGAAUAUAAUCAAUUAUUAUGUGCUUUAUUAGAAAGUCAAAGAAACAAUUUCUUAGAAUCUAUAUCCGAUAUGAAAAAAAAUUAUGAAAACAUUAGUAAAGAUAAUUUUAAUGAAGCUAAUAAAAUUUUCAAACAACUUAGGUCUUUACAACAAAAAAAUCAAAACUUAAAAAAUGAUAUAAAAAAAAAAAUAAGUACACUUAAUGAAAAAAAUAUUAACAAUGAAAAUUUAAAAAAGGAGCUUCAAAAUCUUGAGCUCAUAAAUAAAAAACUUUCUGAUGAUCAAAAGAGGGAAAUAAAUAAUUAUGAAAUGAAGGCACAAGAAAAAAAAAAAAUCAUAAAAGAAAAACAGCAAAUUGUAAGGGAGUUAAAACAGCAGAUAGCAGAUUUAAAUUUUCACAAACAGGCUGUCUCCAAGUUUAGUUUGAAUCAAGAAACUGCGAAUUCAUCUUUUAUGAUAGCGGAAAAAAUUACGCAAAACAUUAGAUUCAAAAAAUGA